GCCACUGGCUUACGACAUGACACGACUCCAAAUUGAUUAAAACUCGUAUGGCGGGAAAUCGCUUGUCAAUGCGUUCUAUGAUUAAAUAUCUCUACAUAACUGUGCCAUGAAUAAUGUAUAAUUUUUUUUUAUAACAGUGCGUGACCGUGCUCAUUACAUAUUAAUUUCUAAUUCGUCUAUAAAUAUAUAAUUGUCAAUAUUUUUGUAUUACUUGUCAAAUUAGGUUAUCUCAUGCAAACUGUGUUCAUGAUGAUAAAUAUUAGUUUUUAUAAAUACAUAAUCGACCUUUAACUGAAUUCAGCUAAUUAAAUUUAAUUCACGAUGGAUAUUUUGCCUACGCAAAUGAUUGAAGAUGAUUUCAUGCCGACACAGAAUCUAUCUCAUUUAUUACCGUAUGAAGCAACGCGAGAGAAAAUACAGAUUGGAACAUUGAGAAUCGGUUCCAUAACUUAUCCAAUCAAUCAAGGAGUUACCAACAUUGGUAGACAUCCAAGGUGCAACAUCACAUUAAUUGAUCAAAUGGUAUCCAAGAAGCACGCAGAAAUCGAAUCUAACAAUGGUGAAACAUGGAUUUGCGACUUAAAUUCAUCGAACAAAACGAAGCUCAACAGUUCUGUUUUAAGACCUGGUCGAUACUAUGAACUAAAAAGUGGAAGUAUUGUUGAAUUCGGCACGAUACGGGCUGUAUAUUCAGAACUUGGUUCAAUGGAUGAAUCCCUGAUCCCAGAAAUUCGUGCACCAAAUUGUCUGGGGAUUGCAAAUACAGUUAUUCCGGAUACACCUGAUACGUCCAUAAAUGAUUCGUCUAUAUCGGAGCGCGACACCUCUAUGAUCCCAGGGACCCAAGCGGAAAAAGGAGACUCUAUAUUCCGACGACCAGCCGCACCUCCGAGAAGCUCUGCCAGCAGUCGUAAGACCUAUCCUCCGGAUUCUUCCAUUGAGAACAGUAUGAACGAGUCUGGAGGCUCUCCAGCUCUACCGGAAAAGAAGAACUUAAAUGAACAGACGGUCAGUAUCCAUGAUACGAAAACGCAGAAAUCACUUGAAUCUCAGAAUGAUUCGUGUAUCGGUAUCCGCGAUGUUGAAAUCCAAAAUAUCUGCUUAAGCAGCUGUAAUUCUAAACACUCUGAUAAUCAGAUCGACAUACACGACAUGGAGAUGCAACAGGACGAUAUAGACAACCAAUGCAAUGUAACAGUCAUUCGUGAUAUAGAAACACAACAUGAUGUGGAUAUUCAUAAUUUGAAGACGCCAAGAAAGACUGAUGUACAGAACACUUCUAUCGAAGGCGAUGAAAGUAUGAAUUUUGUUAAAGCGGAACAAAUAAAGAAAGCAGAAUUGAAGGUAGAUGUAUCCAGUAUGAAGGCAUGGAAGGGUGAAACGAAUUCAAUUAAUCAGUCCGAGAAAGCUAUAGUCGAAAAUGAAAAUUCCACACAUUCUGAGCAAUUUGAGAUUAGCCGGAGAGGUUCGCAGGAGUGUUUAGAGUUAUCGGUAACGACCAACUUCGACGAGGAAUGCUCGGAACUCGAUGGAAGCCGCAAUCUUCUAGAAUCGCCGAAUUUGUUAAAGGAAUUCAUUGACGAUGAUCCAGGGAACAAGUCUAAACCGAAAUCGAUCAGCCUUUCAAACUCUCCUGUGAAUAAGGAUGAGAUGAGUAAGAAAAGUAGCUACAAAGAGAAUAUAUCCGAUGCAGCAACACAAAUUAAUGUUAACACUGAGAAUAAUAUUGAAAGAGUGACGCAACGAGUUGAUUAUGCAUUUAAAGCUUCUAUGAUGGAAGAUGAUUCUGAUGAUACUGAUCAAGAGUGCGUAUUUCAGACGUACUUGCGAGUCAGUAGUCAGGAUAGCAGUCAGGAUAAAAGUCAAACAAAGAGGCAGUUUGAUAGCGGAGACUCCGAUAUUGAUGACAAAGGAUGUCCCACUGCGAUGACUGCAGAGGAAAAAGAAGCUACAUCUAUGUCCCUUGAAGACCGACACAAUGAGAGUAGGGAAAACAAGAAUGACGCUGUGUCGAGCGGGCAUUCUAAUAAUUCGUUUGAAAUACCCAUGCAACAGAUGAACCUUAAAGACAAAGAUUUUUCAAAAAAUGUCAGUAAAGAUAGCGUCGACUUUAAUACAUCAACGCAAUUGAUCGAAACGGACAAACCUGAAAACAUAACGGAGGAAAGAAAUGUAGAUAUUGAUACACCAACACAAUUGAUUGAAGUAAAUAAACCUGUAAGUAAUAUGGUGCACAAAGGCAUAGAGAAUGCAAACGAUUUAAUGUCAACGCAAAUUAUACCAAACAUGGAAGCUUCCAUAAACGCUAAUCUAGUAAAAUAUAAGGUUACGCAUAGCAAAGAGAAGGAGGAAGGUGAUGUGCAAUAUAAGACACCAAAGGAAAUUAGUGCAGAAAAUAUUUCUACCUAUAACGAAUCAUCGUUCAAUAAUUCUAACCAAUUAAAUUCUCCUUUAGAAGAGGAUGAAUUUGAAGACAUUAAAAGUAAAAUGGCGCCGACACAGUUGCCGACUGAUAUUAAGAAAAAGAAGAGGACUGUGUCACCUCAAGACAAAAGAAUGUCCAAAAAAGUGAAUUUGGAUGAUACUACAGAGAGAAGUCUGAAUAAGAUGUUUAUUGAUGUUAAUGAAGACAUCGAAAGUCAGCCACAAAUACCAACUCAAGUGCUUACGAAUAUGCUACAAUUGUCACAGAGUGAGGAAAAGUCCAUUAACCUUAAUAUUGAUAAAGAAUUUCGAAGGAGUAAUAGAAGAAGUAUGUCUACAAGUAAGACGAAAAAAAAAAACAAAUCUCCAGUAGCUAAACUAGAGGUAUCACCAUUGAUAACAAAUAGAAAGUCACGUAGAUCUAACUUGAGAAAAGCUACAAAUCAGGGUGACUCCCAUCAAGUCUAUUUCUCGAAUCUUACCUCGACGAAGCAACGCAAUAUUCUUGUAGAUUCUCAAGAUAAUGAUAGACUUAACGGAGAUGCAGUUGGUACUAAGAACGAAGUUGAAACAAAGUCAGUAAAUAAAAUUGUAAACGAUGAGAAUAUUGCUCCUGCAGCUUUAUUAAAGUCUGUGUCCGAAAAUUCGCCAUCGACAAGGCUUUCAAGAACAAAUAAAGUCGAGGAGUUGGACAAGAUUGAGCUCGUUGCAGACACAACAGAAUCGCCAAAGAGUAACAAGAACGCUGUAGGAGAUCCAGGAAAAGGUGAACGAAUAUGUAACACAUCAGUUGAUGUUGGACCAUCUGAGGAUUUUGUUACUACGCUGGAGUCUAAUGAAGAGGACAUUAUGUCGGGCUUACCCGAAGUUCGAAUUUUAGGAACGCUAUUGAACCCAGCAAGUCCGACUUCAUCGACGUCGACAGAAUUUAUGUUGUGUACUAGAAGCAUAAAACCAAAGUCUGGUGGGAAGACCUCAAAGAAGUCAACGCGAAAAUCAGUUGCACGUGUGAACACAAAAAACAGCGCACCUAAAACUAGGAAACCAAGGUCUACAGCAAUCUCAGGCAGUUUUGACAAUUUUGAUAUGAAUAGACUGCCGAUGACGAUACAAGAGAGCAAUGAGAAUGAAAUAAACAAGAUUAGGCCAACGAAGAGGAUGUCUUCACGUAAAUUGCUACAAUCAGAACCAAAUCCUCCACAAGAAGAAGUCAGCAAAGAGGUUCUGAUUGCGAAGGAGACUGAACCUGCGAAAAAAACUGGUACGAGGGCAAAGCGUACUGUUAAGGAGUCACUCAGUUCGACUGAUGUAACUGAAAGUACCGUCGUGAAAAAGUUUAAGGAGGUUGUCAAUAAGAAAACAUCUGUGGCUUUCAAAGGCAGAAAAAGUAACGCUAGAAGCAUUCCAGCUACCAGAAGCAGUUCCGCAAAUAUUUUGGACUAUGUAAUGAGAAAAGAUUCGCCAGUGUUCAACUCGGAUAGUUCGCAACAUUCGCUUACUAGCAGUCAAGAAAGUGUCGGGGCUAAACAGUUGAGAAUAAUGAUUACGAGAUUGUCUUCCGGUACUCCGACACUACCACAGUCUCGUAAUACAGCUGUAGAGCUAACGACCGAGAAUGGCCAAGCAACUAUCAAUAAUGCUACAAGUACUUUAUCUGAUAUACAGAGUGAUAAAAGUACAACAGCAGCGGCCGAAAGAAAUAAUAGUAGAAGGGCAACGGGCAAAUAUAAUGUGGAUGAUGUCAGCGCGCAAGGAGGAGAAGAAUCGCAGGAAGUCGAGAUGAUUAUGAACUCCUGUAUCAAGGAACAAGAUAUUAAUGUAAAUGUAAAGAACCAGGAAGAGACGAAUGAAAAUGCAAAAAGUGUUAGAACAAGAAGUACUCGGAAACGUGGGCACACAAGUACUAAUACCAGUGAAGAAAUUAUAGAGAACACUUCCUCGGAGGUAUAUGAGUUAGAUAACCCCAGCUUCGAGGUGCCUACAAAGGCCAAGCGCGCUAGAACUUCCAGAAAUACUACAAAUGUUGAUAAAGUUGCAGCGAAUGACACAACUACAAGAGAAAGAAGGAACAUUGCAACUAAUAAUACUGUAAGUAAAGAAACUACUAAAAAAGGAAAAAAGAAAGGAAGCGCGCAAAAGGUGGUUACUGAAGAGAAGAAUGAAGUCAGUAUACUAGAAGAAACAACGUCUUCAGAUAUUAAUUCUAGCAUGGAUAUGUCAGCUAUGUCAACACCAACUAGGUCAAAAAGAAAUAUGUCUACCUCAUUUGCAACAUCAUCGCCGUAUAAAAUAAAACAUAAAAUUUUAUUCACUGGCAUAUCCAAUGAUUACACUAAGCUGUUAACAAAACUGGGGUCAUCUCAAGUUGAAGACCCAACAAAAUGUACUGUGCUAGUCACAGACAAAGUUCGAAGAACUGUUAAGUUUCUGUGUGCAUUGGCACAAGCAGUGCCGAUAGUUUCAGUAAAUUGGUUGGUCGAGAGUGAAAGGGCGGGACACUUUGCGGAAUUGGAUAAUUAUAUAUUGAAAGAUCCUGCUGCGGAAGCUAAGUUCGGAUUUAAAUUAAGAAGCAGCUUGGAGAAGGCGAAGAAACAAAAAUUGCUGGAUGGAUAUACUGUUGUUCUAACGCCUAACGUCGCCCCACCAUUGCCGGAAUUGAAAAGUAUAAUUAAUUCAUGCGGUGGUAAACCAUUGGUUCGACCUCCAUCAAAAUGGCCUGAGAAAGCAAUUAUAAUUUCUGGUGAGGAAGAUAUUGCAAGUGCGAAAAAGUUCCUCGCGAAAGCUCCGAAAACGGUCACUAUACAGUCGACAGAGUUCAUACUAACUGGUAUUUUACGACAAGAGAUAGAUUUCGUUAAGUACAAAUUAACGUAAUAAUAAUAAUGUGUUAUGAGAGUGAAUAUUAUGUGAGAGGAAAUUGUGCAUAAUUAUUUUAAAUACUUGAUAUAAGUGCGUCUAUAUGAAUUAUCCAUUAUUUUUGUUAAUUUUAAUCUCCAUAUUUCAUAAACUAUACGUAGUCCCCAACCAUGAGAAGAUGGCACAGAUUUCGACAGUCGGAUACAGAGGGUAUCUGCCAGUCCCUACUCUUAGUAUAAAAUGUAUAAAGUUGAAUAUUUUUGUACAUUUACUAUUUGAAAAAGUAUUAAAAACUUUUCAGAAAUGUUUUGUUCAAA
Megalopta genalis is the source of this 5597-nucleotide messenger RNA. Lineage: Eukaryota; Metazoa; Arthropoda; Insecta; Hymenoptera; Halictidae. The record is from RefSeq and is a predicted model, not a curated record.